AUGGCGGACCCAACCACUACGCGCCUGCCUGAUGCGAUAGACCGCCGCACCUCUCUUGGAUUCCUUCGUCGUUCUAAAUCCACCGAGCCCCUGGGAGAACGCAAAUCCUCUGGUUCUCGCAAGAAGAUGACAAAGACUCAAGCCAUGGAGGAUGAACUGCGUCGUCAGCGCGAGUCUUACGCCCCUAAAGUUCCUCCCCGCUUGCCUGAUCUUUCCCCCGCUCCCCAACUGGAAACCUUUGGAGGCGAAGAACGCGAUAAGAUCGACCCCGUCCCCCGCCCUCAAUCUGGUCUUGCCACUACGCCCACCAUGGCUGGUUCAAUUACCAAUGUGAUUGAUCCUUAUGCGCGCACAGAGAGCAUGACCCAUCGUGGUCGUUACAGCUACGCCAGCAGUGCUAACAGCACCGUCAACAGCCCGCGCCGUGUGCGCCGUCGCAAGGAUCCUACCUCCUACAAUGUGCUUGUCAUUGGCGCCCGUAACUCGGGCAAAACCUCGUUCCUUAACUUUCUCCGCAGUGCUCUGACUAUGCCCGCCCAUAAGCACCCCUCGCGCACCCCCGAGGAGGUCGAAGAGCUGGAGCGCCAAACCUCCGCCUGGGAAGGAUUCACGGCGCAAUACUUGGAAACCGAGUUCGAUGGAGAGCGUGUCGGACUUACCCUUUGGGACUCGGUGGGUCUUGAGCGCAAUAUCGCAGAUCUCCAACUGCGUGGCGUGACAGGCUUCUUGGAGAGCAAGUUUGAGGAGACGCUUGCCGAGGAGAUGAAGGUGAUCCGUUCUCCCGGUGCCCGCGAUACCCAUAUCCACUGCACUUUCUUACUGCUGGACCCCGUUCGUCUCGAUGAGAAUAUGGCCGCAGCCGAGCGUGCCACCAAUGGUGCAUCCAAGGCUUCUGAUUCUCCUAUCACUGGAAUCCUGGACGAUAAUCUGGAUUUGCAGGUCUUGCGCACGGUCCUGGGCAAGACUACCGUGGUGCCGGUUAUCAGCAAGGCGGAUACCAUCACUUCCGCCCAUAUGCAGUAUCUCCGCAAGGCGGUUUGGAACAGUUUGAAGCAGGCCAACAUUGACCCCCUCGAAAUCCUGACCUUGGAAGACCAGGAGGAGUACACCUCAUCGGAAAGCGGGGAUGAAGACGAAAUCUCAGCGCCCGAAAAGGAGUCGAGCGAGACCACAGAGGCCGGUGAAGCCAAAGAAACCGAGACCGCGGAGGCAACCAUCCCCGCAUCGCCAUCGCAGCUGAGCCAAGGCACCCGCGGAUCCAACGCCUCCCAAGCCGCCAACCAGCACGUUCCAUUCUCGAUCCUGUCUCCCGACCCGCAUUCCCUCGCCGCUGGCGACAAACCAGUCGGUCGGCGGUUCCCCUGGGGCUUCGCAGACCCAUAUGAUGCCGAGCAUUGUGACUUUGUACGCUUGAAGGACUCCGUUUUCUCCGACUGGCGCUCUGAGCUGCGGGAGGCCAGCCGCGUGAUCUGGUAUGAGCGCUGGAGAACUAACCGCCUCAAUCGCAAUGGACAACCAAUUCCGUCCCAGAAGCAGAUCUAUGGUGGUCGCAAGGGACCUGGUGAUGGCCGUCGCACACGGUAA
Molecule: messenger RNA, 1584 nt
Organism: Penicillium soppii
Lineage: Eukaryota; Fungi; Ascomycota; Eurotiomycetes; Eurotiales; Aspergillaceae
Gene: aspE
Product: septin
Exons: 2
Coding region: 1-1584 (527 amino acids)
Biological process (GO): cytoskeleton-dependent cytokinesis
Cellular component (GO): cytosol; cell division site; microtubule cytoskeleton
Molecular function (GO): GTPase activity; GTP binding; molecular adaptor activity
Source: RefSeq, a predicted model, not a curated record